Molecule: messenger RNA, 1565 nt
Organism: Populus nigra (black poplar)
Lineage: Eukaryota; Viridiplantae; Streptophyta; Magnoliopsida; Malpighiales; Salicaceae
Product: leucine-rich repeat extensin-like protein 4
Exons: 1
Coding region: 231-1460 (409 amino acids)
Molecular function (GO): protein binding
Source: RefSeq, a predicted model, not a curated record
CACUUUUAAAACUUUUUGUUGGUUCUGGUGAGUAAUUAAAUUCUCAACUCACCUAACAGCUCUCCCAUCAUGAAUUCUUUCUCUGAGUCAAAAUAUGCAGAGAAAAAGACACGAGGAUAAUAAAAUGCAAGCAUAGAAAGAAAGAAAGACCCCACCAUUCUCACUCCCAAGUGCCUGGGACCUUGGUUAUUUAGACAAACCUUUCCAGCAAAGCCAUCAAAUAAAACAUCAUGAUGGAGAAGAGCUGGCUUCUGGCUUUUUCCCUCUUCCUCCAAAUAAUCCCAAGGGAAGCCGCUUUUGGUAUUGGUGGCGGUGUGGGUGUCGGGAUAGGCAAUGCAGGUGGUGGUGUGUGGAUCGGUGGUGGGAUCAGAAGUUCUCCUACCCCAUCACCCGGCUCUUCGGUUUCAAACCCGAACAGCGCUUACGCUGCUCUUCAAUCAUGGAAAUCAGCCAUCACAGAUGACCCAUUGAAGGUUUUGGACACUUGGGUUGGCACCGAUGUUUGUGCGUAUAAAGGAGUCUUCUGUGCAGAUCCACAAGAUGACGACCCGGGUUCAGUUGUUGUAGGCAUAGAUCUCAACCACGCGAAUCUCCAGGGCACUCUUGUCAAAGAAAUCUCUGCCCUCACAGACUUGUCUCUCCUUCAUCUCAACAGUAACAGGUUUUCUGGCACACUACCUGAUACUUUCAAGGACCUUAUUUCUCUUCAAGAGUUGGACCUGAGUAACAACCACUUUUCAGGUCCCUUCCCAACGGUCACUCUAUACAUUCCAAAUCUCAUGUAUUUAGACCUCAGAUUCAACAGCUUUUCAGGGCCUAUACCUGAAGAUGUUUUCAACAAGAGACUUGACGCAAUUUUUCUCAACAAUAACCAAUUUGAUAGCCAGAUUCCUCAAAAUCUGGGCAGCUCUCCUGCUUCAGUGAUAAACUUGGCAAAUAACAAGCUCAGUGGAAACAUUCCAGCUAGUUUUGGGUUGAUGAGCUCCAAAGUGAAGGAGAUUUUGUUUCUCAAUAAUCAGUUGACAGGCUGCAUUCCUCAGGGAGUUGGGCUGUUCACAGAGAUGCAAGUCUUGGAUGUGAGCUUCAACUCACUGAUGGGUCAUUUACCAGACACAAUUUCUUGCUUGAAUCAGAUCGAAGUCCUGAAUCUGGCACACAACAAGCUAUCUGGGCAAGUACCAGAACUGGUUUGUUCUCUGAGAAGCCUUGUUAAUCUGACAGUUGCCUCCAAUUUCUUUUCUGGGUUUAGCCAAGAUUGUGCCAAGUUGUUCUUCAGAAAUGUAGGUUUUGAUUUCUCGUUGAAUUGCAUUCCUGGAAGAGACAUGCAGAGGCCUCAACCAGAGUGUAGUGUGAUACCAGGAGGAGGAUUGAGUUGUCUCAGAAUCCCUUCCGCUCAACCUCUUAUUUGUGGAUCAUUGCCGCAGACAUUAGAAGCAAAUAUAAGCCCAUCUUCUCCAUGAACCUCCCACUAGUCUCUUACCAAUAUUGUACUACAGGACCUGUUGCUAGCUGAAUGCUGCUGUCUCAUUAAUUAAUUAAAUAAUACUAGCAGUCAUGAUUCACAA